AUGGGUUUUUGUAGAUUUGGAAGAACCAAAACAAAAAUUGGCAGACACAGACAGUGUGAAGAGAGUAUAUUUGUUUUGAAUGAUUUGGAAUGGAUCUCUAAAAUUCCAGAAUGUCCAGUGUAUCAUCCAUCAGAGAAGGAGUUCAAGAACCCUCUGAUAUAUCUACAAAAGAUUGCUCCCGAGGCUUCAAAAUUUGGAAUAUGCAAAAUUGUUUCUCCUGUAAUUGCUUCUAUUCCUGCUGAUGUUGUCUUAACGAAAGAAAAUAAGAACUUCAGGUUUGAAACAAAUGUGCAGCCUCUUCGGCUUUCUAAAUGGAAUGAGAAAAAUAUAAUGAACUUUUCAAUGAGUGGAAGAAAAUACACAUAUCAUGAAUUUGAGGCUCUAGCAAAUCAGGCUUUUAUCGGUUCGGCCGAUGUGGAAAAAGAAUUCUGGCAUGAGAUGGUGAACGGAGAGAAGGGAACCGUUGAGUACGGAGUCAAUAUUGAGGGCAGUGCCUUUUCAUGCCAUCCUAAUGACAAGCUUGGAAGAAGCAAAUGGAAUUUGAAGAAUUUUUCAAGACUGCCGCAAUCUACAUUGAGAUUAGUUGGCAAAGAAAUUCCAGGAAUAACUGAUCCUAUGCUUUAUAUUGGGAUGCUGUUCAGCAUGUUUGCAUGGCAUGUAGAAGAUCAUUACUUGUAUAGCAUAAAUUAUCACCAUUCAGGUGCUAACAAAACUUGGUAUGGAGUGCCUGCUCAUGCAGCCUCUCAGUUUGAAAAUGUUGUAUUGCAUCAUGUGUAUAACCAUAAAAUCAUGUCGAAACAUGGCGAAGACGAGGCUUUCCAGCUUCUUGCGCAUAAAACUACAAUGUUCCCUCCAAAUAUAUUGCUACAACAUGGUGUUGCUGUUUACAAGGCUGUGCAGAAGCCAGGGGAGUUUGUCAUCUCCUUUCCUAGAGCAUAUCAUGCUGGAUUUAGUCAUGGUUUUAACUGUGGAGAAGCAGUGAACUUUGCUAUUGGAGACUGGAUUCCAAUGGGGGCUAUAGCUAGCACUCGUUAUGCAUAUCUCAAAAUGCUUCCUAUAAUUCCAUUUGAGGAACUUCUUUGUAAAGAGGCAAUGCAGUUUUAUAAGUCCUCAAAAGUAAGAGGUUCAAUGAGCAAAAAUAUUGAUUUCCAAUCUUAUCUUGCAACUGUUGCGUCUUUCGUGCAGCUUAUGCAAUUUUAUGAGAAGGCCCUUUCGCGACUUAAAGCUUCCAGAGAAUGUUCAAUUUCUUCGAAUACUGUAGGUACCUUGAUUUGUAGCAACUGCCAUAGAGAUUGUUAUGUAGCUUACUUGAUGUGCAAGCACUGCUAUUCUCUUCCCAUUUGUCUUUACCAUGACAUUGCAUUGCAGAGGUGUUCAUGUGGGAGAAAAUAUACUGUUUAUAAAAGGGACAAUUUUCUAGAAUUCGAGGAUGCUGCUAAGAGUUUUGAACAAGAAGAAUGUGUUAAGUUAAAACUUAAAGGGAAGGUGAAUUUUGAAGUAGACAUGUUAUCCCCUGGAAAUGAUUAUGAUUGCAUCCAAGAUUCCCAUAACAAUCCUUGGCAUGAAGAAAAAGGUAGCAUCCAAGCAAUUACUUCCAUGGGUUUGCAUAGUUCCCUUGUGUAA
Messenger RNA from Arachis stenosperma, 1623 nucleotides. RefSeq names its product lysine-specific demethylase JMJ13-like. Gene Ontology annotation, biological process: chromatin remodeling. Lineage: Eukaryota; Viridiplantae; Streptophyta; Magnoliopsida; Fabales; Fabaceae. The transcript is spliced from 10 exons. Gene Ontology annotation, cellular component: nucleus. The record is from RefSeq and is a predicted model, not a curated record. Gene Ontology annotation, molecular function: histone demethylase activity. Bases 1 to 1623 code for a protein of 540 amino acids.